This is a messenger RNA of Penaeus chinensis, 1489 nucleotides long. RefSeq lists its product as uncharacterized. The transcript is spliced from 5 exons. Bases 28 to 1383 code for a protein of 451 amino acids. The record is from RefSeq and is a predicted model, not a curated record. Lineage: Eukaryota; Metazoa; Arthropoda; Malacostraca; Decapoda; Penaeidae. Gene Ontology annotation, molecular function: chitin binding. Gene Ontology annotation, cellular component: extracellular region.
UAUCAGUAAAAUAUCAGAUUAGCAAAUAUGAUUCGGAAUAUUGCACUCAUCCUCGUGAUUCAGGCUGCAACUGCGUGGGCCCAAUACACGUGUCCCGAUGCUGGCUUGUUCUGUGCCAGCUGCACCUCGCUGGCCAUCUGCACAGCAGCUGGAGCAACAGGGAACGAAAUACCUUGUCAGACCGGCCAGUUGUGUGGCGUCUCCGGCACCUUCGCCUCCUGCUACUCUAACACAGCCACCGAGACCUCAGCGUGUAAGUGCGAGACCAGCGGCGGCUACCUGGUGGAUCCCUACCUGCCCUCCCAGUACUUCCUUUGCCUACCUGGUGGGGAGCAACUGGCCGUAACUUGCGCGUCAUCCGAGUCCUUCGACCCUGAGCAGAACGCCUGCACAGUUAUGCCUGCAAUAACUACUCCGACGCCUCCAACUUGCUCAGCUAUCGGGUUCUUCGCCGUGUCCUGCACCUCGUACUACGCCUGCACAAGCAGCACGGGCGAAGGGACGGUGUACGACUGUCCCACCGGCCAGUACUUCCACGAAGUCAAGGGCGUGUGCGUCCCCCCCGAGGAGCUGACGCCCACCUCGUUCUCGUGCGGGAGCGAGGACGGCGCCUUCGGGGACACGGUCAACUGUACCAUUUUCUACGUGUGUUCCGGCGGAAGCCAGGUCGGGUCCCCCCUCUCAUGCCCCGAAGGAACGAUUUUCGAUAGUACGCUUGGAUUCUGCAAUGCGGGUGUCUGCGAUAUUGAAGUUAGCGUCUGCGCCUCCAGUGUCUCUUUGGCGUCAACGAGCCCUGUGUCAUCGACCACAUCUUCGUCGACGUUAAGUUCAACAUCAACAUCAUCAUCGACAAGCUCAUCAACAUCAUCAACUUCCUCUUCAACAUCAACAUCAUCAUCUACAUCUUCCUCUACAUCAUCAGUAUCAUCAUCUUCUUCUUCAUCAACAACAUCAGUAUCAUCGACAUCAACAUCAACUCCCUCAUCAGUAUCUUCUACUCCAAGCUCAACCUCUACAUCUCCUUCAACACCAUCCUCUACAACACCAUCCUCUACAACACCCUCCUCUACAACACCAUCCUCUACAACACCAUCCUCUACAACACCAUCCUCUACAACACCAUCCUCUACUACACCAUCCUCUACAACACCAUCCUCUACAACAACAACCUCAACAUCAACGACGACGGCAUCAACGACAACAACGUAUGUGACUCCAACAUGCACUGCCGAUGGGGAUACAUUCCCUUAUCCAGGCGACUGCACACGGUUUUACUCUUGCGUGAAGGGCGACCUGGUUUUGUAUACCUGUACCGGAACGCUGGUUUACAGCCCUACUCUUGGAUACUGCACACUGCUGGAAAAUGUACCUGAAUGCAACUGAGUUCCUUCCUUUGAUAGUUGUCCACUCCACGACCUAAAUCCUCGCACGUCUUUCCAUAAGAUUAUUUUAUUAUGUAUCUUGAAUAAAGCAUGUUACAAAAUUCCAA